Molecule: messenger RNA, 1688 nt
Organism: Mytilinidion resinicola
Lineage: Eukaryota; Fungi; Ascomycota; Dothideomycetes; Mytilinidiales; Mytilinidiaceae
Exons: 1
Source: RefSeq, a predicted model, not a curated record
CUAUGAUCAAUACAUCAAAAAUAGCUUCCCCGCCCCAUCUCCAGAUCUUCAACCCUAGUAAAGCUACCCAGACUGUAGACCGAAAGUUCACCAUCUUCUCUCAACUACCAAAAGAACUGCGCUUGCAGAUAUGGCGACACGCAAUGCAUCGCCAGCGCAUCAUCAAAGUGCGCUUGGAGCUUCCUAGCCCAUGGGAAAUGCCAGAAAACCCCGACCCCGAUAUCAACCGCCCUCGCUACACCGCCAUCGUGGAAGGCUACCAAGUGCUCAGCAAGCUCCUCCGCGUUAGCAGCGAGUCCAGAGACGAGUGCCUGAAGUUCUACCGCGUUCACAUCCCCUGCCAGUUCGCAUUCGGCGAACCGCCACUGAGCGGGCAGAUGGAGACUACUCCGGGGACAUUCUAUUUCAAUCCCGAGUACGACUUCCUCCAUCUCAUCCGCGACGGGCAAAUAGACGACCCGCUUAUCGACUUCCUAUACCACCUAAAGACCAUUUACGACCCCCGCGGCAUCGGCCUGCUCAACUUAGCCAUCGACCGCAACGGCAUCGACGGGUGCUACACGGCCCUCGCACAGCCUUCAACCGUCGACCCAACCGUCAAGCAAGCGUUCGUAGACACCCUCACCCACAUCCACGAGGUCUUCUUCGUCCACACACCGCGCGCCGGCCGCGUGAUCGUCGGGCUCUGGUACGGCAUCUGGCCGCUCAACCUGAAGCUAUUCAACCGCUCUUUCCCGAUCGUGGCGCGGGCGCCGACGUUCGAGCGCUUGCAGCGGGAUCCCCGCCCCAUUGCCGAGGAUCUGAAGCAGGUGUUCGAGGAAUCUGACCAACGGGACGUCUUUCUCUCGUGGAGGCGGCUGCUGCAGCAUUGGCGGAUCGCGCCUGUGCGGGUCGAGUAUCGAGUGCUUCUGACGAUGGACCCGGCUGGUGAUCCCGACGAUGAGAUCAUGGAUCGCGAGAGCGCGGAGGGGUAUUUGAGGAGGGAGGAUGAGAAGUGGAAAAGGGUGUCGCCUGAGAAGGCGCAGGCAGAGGAUCUGGAGAAGGUGGUGAGGCCGGCUUUUGGGUUUUGGUUGUUUCCGCUUGAGACGUUUGGGCCGAUGCGUGAGGAGGGGACGGUGGAGGAGGAGGGGUAUAAGCAUAGGGCGAAGACGAUGUUGGAUUUGACGGGGUAUUGGCCGGAGCUUGCGGUGGCGGAUUUGACUAUGUGAAGUUGCAUAGAAGCAAAGUUUCUCUGGGGUUUGGGCGUUUUCAUCCUCUCGUAUGAAGAAUGUGAUAGAAGCAACGCGGUGAGGUUCAGGGGGGUUACUUUACCGAAUGUUUCCUUAUGAGUAAUUAGGUGGAUACGUUGAAACAUGGAGUCAGGAGGUUCACGUCGUUGAUCGGAAGGAGCCAUACGCGGAAUACCAGUAGAUGCAAACGCACUCAUAUUGCCGACACACUAAUGAAACCAAAGAUAUACCGUAGAUGAAAAAAAGGCAAGGAAAUUACGUAAUCUAGGAAAGGAAAGAAAGAGUCUCCCUGGCUUUCACCACAAAUUCCACUCUCGCUGUAAGUUCGGGGGUUCGCAUUCCAACAAGCCAACCAGUCACUGUAAACCCGACACCAAAUAUCCAGGGAUUACAAGCGGUCUAUGGUAAAGCAAAAACACGUCCAGUAGAGUUUCGAGUAGCCACGAGCUAGAUAUCAGG